CUGGGCAUCCACCCUUGUUCACACACUCUCUUGGCAUCACUCAUAGGAUAUGGGAAGACUGUUUGGAAAUUCUCACAGGAGGAACAUGAGGGUGUAAAGUUGGAGGUCCGUGGAAUAACGCCUGUAGGCUAAUGGGAGAAACUAGAUAAGAUCCAUUUAAUGUAAUCCUGAGGGACCUCCUACGGUUCAAAUAGUGUCUUGACAUACUUCAUAGGACUUUAUUUAUUUGAUUAUAUUAUCUCCAAUACUUUUGCUGGAGCCAUGUCGACUGCUCAAUCUUUACACCGCACUGGUGUCUACAACUAUUUCCUGAACAUGGUGGCUUAUCAGAUAUGCUGCUGCUGUGGCCCAGCACCGUGUUCCCUGUGCUGCUCUUUCUGUCCACCCAUCAAAUCAUCAUCCAGCACCCGGGUCAUGUACACUUUAUUCCACAUCCUGGCCUGCACUGUCUCUUGUCUCAUGCUAUCUAAGAAUGUGUCAGUGGCAGUGAGGGAAAAUGUGUCUUUUUUUAAUGUGGUGUGUGAUGAGGCUCAUGGUGGUGGGGACUGUCAGAUGUUGGUGGGGUACUCUGCAGUCUACAGGGUGUGCUUCGGCACAGCUUGUUUCUAUUUGAUGAUGGCCAUCUUCCUUAUUGAUGUGAAGUCCAGUCAGGAUUUCCGAGCCCUCAUCCACAACGGGUUCUGGUUUUUGAAGUUCAUCAUUUUGCUUGGAAUGAUUGCUGCUGCCUUUUUUAUCCCUACAGAAUCCUUUUUGCAUGCCUGGCAUUAUGUAGGAGUGGUGGGAGGUUUUUCUUUCAUCCUCAUUCAGCUCACUCUCAUCACUGCUUUCGCUCACACCUGGAAUAAGAACUGGUUAACUGGUGCAGCUGAGAAUAAGAGGUGGUAUGUGGCAGUCAUGUGUGCUACUCUCUUUUUCUACACCAUUGCCACCAUGGCCUUCACUUUCAUGUACAAAUACUACACUCACCCAGCAGGAUGCCACCUGAAUAAAGCCCUGCUAUGGACAAACCUGGCCCUCUGCUCCAUCAUGUCUUUUAUUGCAGUCACACCCUGUGUGCAGCAAAAGCAGCCCCGCUCAGGACUCCUGCAGGCUUCCAUCAUUAGCUGCUACGUCAUGUACCUGACCUUCUCUGCCCUUUCCAGCCGCCCACCAGAGAAAGUGGAGUAUCAGGGGGUCAACAUGACAGUGUGCUACCCCAAAGUCAGCAGGGAUGAGAUCCAAAAUGAAGGCAAUGCUGUGGCAGUUAUUGGUGCUGCAAUCAUGUACUGCUGCGUUCUCUUUGCAUGUAAUGAGGCCUCAUACUUAGCUGAGGUCUUUGGGCCUUUCUGGAUGAUAAAGGUUUACCGUUAUGAGUUCCAGAAAGCCUCCUGUUGUUUCUGCUGGCCAGAGGAAGAAGUUGAGGAGGAGUUUGUCAUUGACGAGAACAAAGGCUGUCAGAAGGUCAUCCACAAUGAGAGCCAACGUGUUGCCUACAGCUACUUCUUCUUCCAUUUCGUCUUCUUUCUGGCCUCCCUCUACGUAAUGAUGACCCUCACUAAUUGGUUUAGCUAUGAGACUGCUGUGCUAGAGACCACCUUCACCCAUGGGAGUUACUCCACAUUCUGGGUCAAACUGUCCUCUUGCUGGGCAUGUGUAGUUCUCUAUCUGUGGCUCCUCUUGGGACCUCUGUGCCACUGCCAGUCUGAUCACAAACGACCUCGCCGUGCCCGAAUCAAGAGACGGGCCGCCUCCCAGUGCCACGUUAGUGUUAGUGUAUGAA
Molecule: messenger RNA, 1759 nt
Organism: Xyrauchen texanus (razorback sucker)
Lineage: Eukaryota; Metazoa; Chordata; Actinopteri; Cypriniformes; Catostomidae
Product: serine incorporator 4-like
Exons: 12
Coding region: 262-1758 (498 amino acids)
Cellular component (GO): membrane
Source: RefSeq, a predicted model, not a curated record